Molecule: messenger RNA, 2406 nt
Organism: Sinocyclocheilus grahami
Lineage: Eukaryota; Metazoa; Chordata; Actinopteri; Cypriniformes; Cyprinidae
Product: brain-specific angiogenesis inhibitor 1-associated protein 2-like protein 1
Exons: 12
Coding region: 221-1468 (415 amino acids)
Biological process (GO): plasma membrane organization; actin crosslink formation; positive regulation of actin filament polymerization
Cellular component (GO): cytosol; nucleoplasm
Molecular function (GO): protein binding
Source: RefSeq, a predicted model, not a curated record
AAGCUCUGACGUCACGGAUCCCACCUUUCCACGUGUGGCAUGAGGUCGCGCGGAAAGGUUUCAUCCUCCUCUAGUGCAUCAGUGCAGUGUCGUGUUGUUCUCUGUUCUCUGUCGCUUCCAACACGUUAACAGGUGGGACGAAAAGACAGCCACGAUUUGAACGGGGGAAGUUGAAACAAACACAUUGUCACCCAGGACGUUUUGGAGAAUACCUGCAAAAAUGUCUCGAACCCCGGAGGACGUGAACAAACUCACCGAGAGCACAUAUAAGAAUGUGAUGGAGCAGUUUAACCCAAGUCUGCGGAAUCUGGUUAACCUGGGGAAGAGCUACGACAAAGCAGUGACGGCAAUGACCUUUGCUGGAAAGGCAUAUUUCGAUGCACUCGCAAAGAUUGGGGAAAAUGCUGCCAUAUCGCCCGUUUCUAGGGAGAUGGGAGUGGUGUUAAUGGAGAUUUCAGAAGUGCAUAAGAAAGUCCAACUGGAGCUGGAGGAGUCUUGUAUGGAGACCAUCUCAUCCCGGCAGACAGACAUACAGAGGUUUAUUGCAGAAGGAUUUAAGGAAGCUCUGCUGGAAGAGAAAAGGAGGUUCUGCUUCCUAGUGGACAAACACUGUGCCUUCACCUAUCAGCUAACAGCCUUCCACGACAAGACCAAGGAAAUGCUGACCGUCAAACUGCCCAGCUGGCAAGAUAAGUGUACCGAUGCCACCAGGGUGCCCGACACCGUGAUAUCCAUGAUUGAGGGUCUGCGGACUCCAAUGUCAGUCAUACCAGAGUCCUCACCUACGUUGAAGCACAGUGACAGGACUAAUUCCGGUUCUAUUGUUCCACCACCGGCCCCAUCACUCAAAGCCCACACAAGCCCACUGGCCAGCAUGUUCUCCCAGGACGUUCCCAAAAACCCCAUCUCAUCAGAGCAGUACUCAGAUCAAGACAGCCUAGACGGAAACGGAUUGUCUAGGUCUACGUCUGUGUCUAGUGGCAUGGAUGUGGUGAAGAAGACCAGGGUGCAAACAAUCUUCCCCCAUACAGCAGGGAAUAAUGAGACCCUGCUGAGCUUUGAUGAUGGAGACAUCAUAACACUGCUUAUCCAAGAGGAGCGGGAUGGAUGGCUGUACGGAGAACUAGAACAUACUGGACAACGGGGCUGGUUUCCCUCAUCUUAUUGCCAGGCUUACAAUGACCCAGUGAUCGCAAACAGCAGAGUUGAGAGUCCAUUGCGCAGCCAGAGUGUGACUGAUCCAGAGCAGCCAGAGGAAGACGAGGAGGAGCCCGUGCUGCUGCCCCCGCCUGACUACAAUGACUCAUCCAGGGACAGACCCAUUAAGCCCUCCACCCCCUCUCCACAGAACACGGCGUCUUUGCCAAAUGGUCACUCAGUGCCGCCAUUCCUUGGGGGUGGGAAUCCAUUUGCCACGGUCAAACUACGGCCCACCAUGACAAAUGACAGAUCUGCACCAAACAUAUGAUGAGACUGCAUGCCGCCCGUGCCCUUAUGUGAAGUUGUGUCUCAGAGGUUUUGCCUAUAUUGAUGCAUUGCAGAUAUGGCAGAGGAACCAAAUGAAAGGGUUCUGUUACAUCAUCAAUUUUAAUCCUUAAAGUUUCUAAAAAUGAAAACCAGCAGAUUAAAAUUUACAGGAGGCAUUAUUUAUAAGAAUUUUAGACUUUGAUUAAAUUAUUAUUUUAAAUUGUAACUGGAUUCAUACACUUGAGUUUCCAAGAGAAUGCACAGCACCAAACAGGCUCUUGAAUAGCUAUUUUCUGACCAUAUUGGUCCUCUGUGUCUGGGGCCUUGUAAAGGUAAACCAAAAUCACAAAUGUAUAUUUUAAGGUUUGAGUACUGCAGCCCCUAUUUAGAAACAUGUCACAUAACCAGAUCAUAUUUCAUUUCAAAAUCCAGUGAAGUAGUGUGAGGUUUGCCAGUUGCCAACGUGUUCUGGGUUAGUAUGGAUUAAAUUUAGCCUUUUUUUUUGUUAUACAGUAUCAUAGUUUCAUUGUUUUAAAACGCUGAUGUAUUCCUUAUGCUUAACACCUUUUUCAUGUUUAAAGGAGGACCAUGUAAAGACACAUAGUUGAAUUGUUUAUUCCUCAUGUUAAAGAUGAGUGCAAUGUGUGGUGAUAACAUUCUUACUAGCUGCACAGUUGAAUGUUGGCUUUUUUGGCUUUAGCUGGACAUCAGAUCAAACUCAUGAGCAUUCUUCACUAUGUAAGAGAAAUCCUUGGGUCCUAGCUAAAUACAAGAUUUUUUUUUUUUAAUGAAGUCUUGUAUGGUUGUGUACACGUUAUGUCUUUGCAAGCAUGUUAUCAUGUAGGGGAAACGGUGUAUUCUUUAUUUUUAUUGAUUCAUUGCCCCUUUUCUUUUCAUACCACAUUACUCCGAAAUAAAGAUAUAUAUGUCUAUUUGAAA